This is a messenger RNA of Colletotrichum spaethianum, 879 nucleotides long. RefSeq lists its product as uncharacterized. NCBI's taxonomy places the organism in Eukaryota, Fungi, Ascomycota, Sordariomycetes, Glomerellales, Glomerellaceae. Gene Ontology annotation, biological process: polysaccharide biosynthetic process. Gene Ontology annotation, cellular component: membrane. Gene Ontology annotation, molecular function: acyltransferase activity, transferring groups other than amino-acyl groups. Bases 1 to 879 code for a protein of 292 amino acids. The record is from RefSeq and is a predicted model, not a curated record. The transcript has a single exon.
AUGCCCGUCAUCCCAAUCCUCGCCGUCACAACCAUUGUGAUCAACAAGGGGGCAUACUACUCGGCCCCUAUGAGAGACCCCAGCGGACCCGUGUCCGACGAUAUUUGGUCCUCGAUAACAUUCGUCUGGCGCACACUGUUCACGCUCAUCACCCAGAGCACUACCGGUACAGUCAUGCCCCAGGGCUGGACGCUAUAUGUCGAGUACCAAGGAUCGCUACUCGUGUUUACGUGUUGUUUGGCCUUUGCGCGGGUAUCGGCUCUGGUGCGAAGCCCCUGCGUCUUGGGGCUUCUUUUCGCUUUCCUCAACCUCAGCCAGUGGCAGCCGUGCCUGUUUCUUGCGGGCAUGAUCCUUGCCGACAUCCGGCAUGUGCGGCAGAAACUACCGCCUCUUACGGGGGCAUGGCGCAAAGUUGCUGAUGUCGCCUCGUGGCUGCUGUUUGUGCUCGCUCUCUUCUUGGGCGGCUGGCCACAGAAAGGCAACGCCUAUGCAGCCACUGGGUAUUCGUGGUUCUAUUGGGUACCCACUGCCGGCAUAGACCACACGUACUUCUUUCCAUCUAUUUCGGCUAUAGCGCUAGUAGCGGCGCUCGACAACCUGCCUGUCCUACAACGCGCGCUUAGUUCGCGAUUGAUGUUGUACCUGGGUGAGAUUAGUUUUGCCCUAUAUCUAGUGCACAUAAGCGUUGGCAGAAGUUCCAUCACCUGGGGCCUGAGGUAUCAGAUGGUGGACGCUGGGUAUACCAUGGGCGUCGCCUGGACUGUUACCUUUGUUAUCAUGUUGUUUCUGUCUAUUUGGCUUGCUGAUAUACACUGGAGGCUUUGUGAUAAAAAGUCAGUGCAAUUCGCGCAUUGGCUAAGUAAGAGGCUGGGUGUAUAA